Rotaria sordida is the source of this 576-nucleotide messenger RNA. NCBI's taxonomy places the organism in Eukaryota, Metazoa, Rotifera, Eurotatoria, Philodinida, Philodinidae. The record is from the annotation of a GenBank genome assembly.
AUGGCAUCAGUUACUGUCAAACAACCAUGUACCAAAUGUGAUAAAGGUGGAGGAGUCGCCACAUGUGGUGGAUGUCAACAAUGCUUGUGUGUAAAACACUUCAAUGAACAUCGACAAGAGCUUGCUACAGAAAUAGACAAUUUAGGGGAAGAACGUGAUCUACUUCAACGGAAUCUGAUCGAAGACAUUGCUGCAUAUGAUUUUCCAUCUUACGUGAAUGAUUGGGAACAAAAAUCGAUUGCGAAGAUUCAAGCAGCAGCAGAGCAAGCUCGAAUAGAUAUACAAAAAUAUCUCGAUGAUAAAAAGCAACAAUUGAAGACAUCUCUGGCUCAAGUGACUAAUGAAUUAAAAUUGGGUCGUCAAUCAAAUGAUUAUACAGAAAUAGAUUUGAAGAAAUGGAUGGAACAAAUGAAACAAAUUCGAGAGACGCUUGAAAACCCAUCAACUAUUCUCAUUAUUGAUGAUAAUAACACAGAAUCUAUUAUUCAUCUAAUUCAAGUAAAACAAACUGAGACGACGGAUAGAGCAAUCAGAUCAUUAGAAGAAGCUGCCAUUGUAACAAGAUCUGGUAGGUGA